Molecule: messenger RNA, 2213 nt
Organism: Rattus rattus (black rat)
Lineage: Eukaryota; Metazoa; Chordata; Mammalia; Rodentia; Muridae
Gene: Hmmr
Product: hyaluronan mediated motility receptor
Exons: 18
Coding region: 87-2213 (708 amino acids)
Cellular component (GO): membrane
Molecular function (GO): hyaluronic acid binding
Source: RefSeq, a predicted model, not a curated record
GGGACGUUGGGGUAAAUUUGAAUUCAGGCGAGUUGACAGUUUGCUAGGGCGUUUCGUCGCUGUCGCAUCUGGGCCCAGGCGCUAGAAUGUCCUUUCCUAAGGCGCCCCUGAAAAGAUUCAAUGACCCUUCGGGUUGUGCUCCAUCUCCAGGUGCUUACGAUGUUAAAACUUCAGAAGCAACUAAAGGACCAGUGUCUUUUCAGAAAUCACAAAGAUUUAAAAACCAAAGAGAGUCUCAACAAAAUCUUAACAUUGACAAAGAUACAACCUUGCUUGCUUCAGCUAAAAAAGCAAAGACGUUGGUGUCAAAGAAGGAGUCUCAGAAGAAUGAUAAAGAUGUGAAGAGAUUAGAAAAAGAGAUUCGUGUUCUUUUGCAAGAGCGAGGGACUCAGGACAAACGGAUCCAGGACAUGGAGUCUGAGUUGGAGAAGACAGAAGCAAAGCUAAAUGCAGCGGUCAGAGAGAAAACAUCUCUGUCUGCCAGUAAUGCUUCACUGGAAAAGCGGCUUACUGAGCUGACCAGAGCCAACGAGCUCCUAAAGUCUAAGUUUUCUGAAGAUGCUCACCAAAAGAAUCUGAGAACUCUAAGCCUGGAAUUGAUGAAACUGAGAAAUAAGAGAGAGACAAAGAUGAGGAGCAUGAUGGCUAAACAGGAAGGCAUGGAGCUGAAGCUGCAGGCCACUCAGAAGGACCUCAUUGAGUCUAAGGGGAAAAUAGUACAGCUGGAGGGAAAACUUGUUUCAAUAGAGAAAGAAAAGAUCGAUGAAAAAUCUGAAACAGAAAAACUCUUAGAAUACAUAGAAGAAAUUAGCUGUGCAUCUGAUCAAGUGGAAAAAUACAAACUAGAUAUUGCCCGGUUAGAAGACGAUUUGAAAGAGAAGGAUCGUGAGAUUUUAUGCCUUAAGCAAUCUCUUGAGGAAAAGGUUUCCUUUUCUAAGCAAAUAGAAGACCUGACUGUUAAAUGUCAGCUGCUUGAAGCAGAAAGAGAUGAUCUCGUCAGCAAGGACAGAGAAAGGGCUGAAAGCCUCAGUGCUGAGAUGCAGGUUCUAACAGAGAAGCUGCUUCUAGAAAGGCAAGAAUAUGAAAAGCUGCAACAAAAUGAAUUGCAAAGCCAGUCACUUCUGCAGCAAGAGAAGGAACUGUCUGCUCAUCUUCAGCAGCAGCUCUGCUCAUUUCAAGAGGAAAUGACCUCCGAGAGGAAUGUCUUUAAAGAACAGUUGAAGCUUGCCCUGGAUGAGCUGGAUGCUGUCCAGCAGAAGGAGGAGCAGAGUGAAAAGCUGGUUAAACAGCUAGAAGAGGAAACGAAGUCAACUGCGGAACAGCUGAGGCGGCUGGAUGACCUGCUGAGAGAGAAAGAAAUUGAACUGGAGAAAAGAACCGCUGCACACGCCCAGGCCACUGCGAUUGCGCAAGAGAAGUACAGUGAUACGGCCCAGACUCUGAGAGAUGUUACUGCUCAGUUAGAAAGCUAUAAAUCAGCAACACUUAAAGAAAUAGAAGAUCUUAAACUGGAGAAUUUGACUCUACAAGAAAAAGUAGCCAUGGCUGAAAAAAGGGUAGAAGAUGUUCAACAACAAAUAUUAACAGCUGAGAGCACAAAUCAGGAAUAUGCAAAGGUGGUUCAAGAUUUGCAGAACAGCUCAACAUUGAAAGAAGCAGAAAUUAAAGAAAUCACAUCUUCAUCUCUUGAGAAAAUAACUGAUUUGCAAAAUCAACUCAGACAACAAAAUGAAGACUUUAGGAAGCAGCUGGAAGAGGAAGGGGCAAAAAUGACAGAGAAAGAAACUGCAGUGACAGAAUUAACCAUGGAAAUUAAUAAAUGGCGUCUCCUAUAUGAAGAACUGUAUGACAAAACUAAACCUUUUCAGCAACAACUGGAUGCCUUCGAAGCAGAGAAGCAGGCACUGCUGAAUGAGCACGGUGCAACUCAGGAGCAGCUGAGUAAAAUCAGAGACUCCUACGCACAGCUGCUGGGUCACCAGAAUCUGAAGCAAAAAAUCAAACAUGUCGUGAAAUUGAAAGAUGAAAACAGCCAGCUCAAAUCGGAGGUGUCAAAACUCCGAUCUCAGCUUGCUAAAAGGAAACAAAAUGAGCUCAGACUUCAGGGAGAAUUAGAUAAAGCUCUGGGCAUCAGGCACUUUGACCCUUCUAAGGCUUUUUGCCAUGAAUCUAAGGAGAAUUUGACUCUCAAGACUCCAUUAAAAGAAGCUUGA